Lotus japonicus is the source of this 3611-nucleotide messenger RNA. Its product is annotated as phosphoinositide phosphatase SAC3-like. The record is from RefSeq and is a predicted model, not a curated record. Gene Ontology annotation, biological process: phosphatidylinositol dephosphorylation. The coding region runs from base 520 to 3144 and encodes 874 amino acids. NCBI's taxonomy places the organism in Eukaryota, Viridiplantae, Streptophyta, Magnoliopsida, Fabales, Fabaceae. The transcript has 15 exons. Gene Ontology annotation, molecular function: phosphatidylinositol-3,5-bisphosphate 5-phosphatase activity. Gene Ontology annotation, cellular component: intracellular membrane-bounded organelle.
UUAAACCUUGUUGUUCUUCUUCUUCUUCCCAAACCCGUGGUUUCAACCUUUUUGUUCUAGAAUCUCCCCCAAAUCGUGUUCCUAUUCAAAUUCCACCCAAUUUUCACCCUCAAUCUUCUCCUCGCAUCUUCUUACCUUCCAUAUCCAGAUUCCACACAAUUUUUCCUGUUUAUCGAUAUCUAUUUUCUUCAUUAGCUCAACAAAAUCUCUCAAUUUUCGUUUUGGGAAAUUUCGAUCUGUGUGUUGAAGCUCGGUGAAGAUCAGUGGUGGUUAUUGGUGGUAGCAGUAGCGUUAACGGUGGCAGUGAUGGUGGAGCUGGAACGAUGAAGAGAGAUGGAUGAUUUUGAGAAAUAAUGCUGUAUUUGAAGCAGCCUAUAGUUGAGGUUAUGGGUUUGAAUUUUUGGGUUUGUGAGAGUUUUACAGCAUUGUGAGGAUUCUGAAAAUUCAUUCAGUGUUUGUAUGCCAUUUUGGUAGUGGCAGAAAAUUCCCUGAGCUUGUGGCUCGGGGGAUCUGAAUUUCAUGGCGUCGUCAGAGAAUGAAGCUUCUCACUCUCCUCCUGCUCCUGCUUCUCAAGUUUGUAUGCAGAAAUUUAGGCUAUAUGAGACUCGAUCGAACUUUUACAUGAUAGGAAGGGACAAGAGCAGGGCACAUUGGAGGGUACUAAAGAUUGACCGUCUAGAUCCUUCUGAGCUAAACUUGCGUGAAGAUCCCACCACAUAUACAGAAAGAGAAUGUUCUGAUCUUUUGAGACGGGUACAUGAGGGGAACAAAUCCACGGGUGGACUGAAAUUUGUUACAACUUGUUAUGGAAUUGUUGGGUUCAUCAAAUUUUUGGGGCCUUACUACAUGCUGCUUAUCACAAAAAGAAGGCAAAUUGGUGCAAUCUGUGGUCAUACAGUGUAUGGCGUCUCGAAGACUGAGAUGAUUCCAUUGCCAAAUUCUUCAGUUGGGUCUAGCAUCAUCAAUUCUAAAAUUGAGAACAGGUACAAGAAGCUCCUAUGCACAGUCGACCUUACAAAGGAUUUCUUUUUUAGCUACUCAUACCACGUUAUGCGUAGUCUUCAAAGGAACUUUUGUGAUAAUGAGACAAGCCAUGUCCUUUAUGAGACCAUGUUUGUCUGGAAUGAGUUCUUAACACGAGGAAUUAGGAAUCACCUCCAGAACACUACUUGGACUGUUGCACUAGUUUAUGGCUUUUUUAAACAGGACACACUCAUGAUAUCUGGACGGGAGUUCAUACUCACGCUAAUCGCUAGACGAUCACGUCAUUAUGCUGGCACUAGGUAUUUGAGGCGAGGUGUUAAUGAGAAGGGCAGAGUAGCAAACGAUGUUGAGACAGAACAAAUGGUCUUUGAGCAUGUUCCGGAAGGUCUUCCAAUCAAAAUUAGCUCUAUUAUCCAGAACCGUGGUUCAAUCCCUCUAUUUUGGUCACAAGAGACUUCACGUCUAAAUAUUAAACCAGAUAUUAUAGGUAUGUCUUCCCAUUUUAAGAAUAUUAUUACACUUAGCAGAGUUAUUUUUCUCUUCAACUUUGUUGUAUUGGAAUCCUUACUUUUGCUGAUGCAAUCAUUUAUUUCUUCCCCAGUGUCAAAGAAGGAUGAGAAUUAUCAAGCCACCAGACUUCACUUUGAAAAUCUUGUCAAGAGAUACGGGAAUCCCAUAAUAAUUUUGAAUCUCAUAAAGACCCAUGAGAAGAAGCCUCGUGAGUCCAUACUUCGAACUGAAUUUGCUAAUGCCAUAGAUUUCAUUAAUAAAGAUUUGCCUGAGGAGAACAGGCUUAGGUUCCUUCACUGGGAUCUGCACAAACAUUUUCAGAGCAAAGCUACAAAUGUGUUGCAGCUUCUGGGCAAAGUGGCUGCGUAUGCGUUGACAUUAACUGGUUUUUUCUAUUGCCAAGCUACAUCAACCUUGAGAUCAGAGGACUGUCUAAAUUGGCCACCUACGGAAAAUGUUGAUAAGGGAAGUGAUUCACCUACUAGUCAUUUUGAUUGUGAUAAUGAGGAUGCUGAUCAUUUAGAGAGAAAACCGAGUGAAGGAAACAAUGUUUCAAAUGCAAAUCAUUGUGUCAAACCACAAAUGUUGCAUAGACUGCAAAGGGGGGUCCUCAGGACCAACUGCAUAGACUGCCUGGACCGCACAAAUGUUGCGCAAUAUGCAUAUGGGUUGGCUGCUCUUGGCAACCAGCUUCACGCGCUAGGAGUUAUUGACCACCCAAGAAUUGACCUUGAUGACCCAGUAGCUGAUGAUUUGAUGAAGUUUUAUGAGCGGAUGGGCGACACACUUGCACAUCAGUAUGGUGGUUCUGCUGCACACAACAAGAUAUUCUCUGAGAGGAGGGGCCAAUGGAGGGCUGCAACACAGUCUCAGGAGUUUUUCAGGACACUUCAGCGUUAUUACAGCAAUGCUUACAUGGAUGCUGUGAAACAAGAUGCAAUUAAUGUAUUCCUGGGGCAUUUUCAACCACAACUGGGCAAGCCUGCUCUAUGGGAGUUGGGUUCAGAUCAGCACUACGAUACAGGGAGGCUUGGAGAUGAUGAUGCAAGGUCGAUUUUCAAAAGAUCCUUCUCAGAUGGAAACAUUCUUCGUGAAAUUUCUACACCUAUGUCAGCUCCAAAUGCCAAGCAAGAGAACUUCUCAAACCGUCAUUUACCAGACCGAUCACAAGAAAAAAACAAAGCUCUUUGCGAGUCAUCACCUGAAAUAUCUUCUACUGAGAGUGACAUUGCAUUUUCAAGGUACACUCCUUCUUUGCCUCGGAGACAGCUUUUUGGAGAGAUGCAAAGAGAGCGCAGCCUUGAAGGUGAUCAUAUAUAUUAUUCUGAGCAUGGGGAUUCCUUUAGCUGCUCCAACUUUGUUGACCUGGAUUGGUUAUCUUCUUCUGGAAAUUCAUGUGAAGAAGAGCAAUUUGAGAGGUCAUCCAUAACCAACUCUCCGAUUGCUGGUGUUUCUACGGAAAAUGUUAUCAGUGGGGUGAUGGUAGGGGAAACAACUGUCUCCACUAGUGAUCUGGGCGGCUCUAGCCUGAAGGGAAGGGAGCAAACGGAAUCGAAGUUAUCCUACAACAACGGACGGUCCAACACGCCAGAGGAAUUUCCAGAUACUUUUGUGAACUGGGUGACUUAUGGACAGACACUUUGCCAUUGAACUUCUGCAGCAUAUGAUCCUUUGCACUAAUUGACAUUUUUUUGAUUGACUUGGCCUGCUCUAAUGUUGCUGAUCAGUAGAGAGUAGAGAGAGCUUAUGCUCGGUAGUGACAUGCAGCAACAUUGUUUUCUGUCGUGAAAAUCUCAAUCAAAUCCUGAAAACAUAGCAGAAAGUAGUACGUAGCAAGUGGUUGUAAAAUUCUUCCUUGUCUUGUUUCUCGUUGUUGCUCCGCCGGAGUUCUCUGUUUUUCAUCUUUCUUUCAGCAGUUGAAGAUUUUAGGACGGUGCGUGUUUUUGUAAAUAUUGUUAGACCCUGCUUGUGGGAGCUUCACUUUUAGACUUGUAGAUAAAUUUGAUUCUUUUACAGUUUUUGCUUAUUGUAAUUCAUGCUGGGGGUCAUUCAUACCUAGCGUUACUACCUGGCUACACCUGAAGCAGUUGUUUCUGAGUUAUUCCGAACCUCCAAAA